UUUACUUUUGGACGUCCGGAUGGAUUCCUGGUAGCCGAUAGUUGUCAAAUCAACUGGAGUAAAUUCUAAUAAGUGUAGAUUUUUUGUGCAAGAUGGAGGUUCCGGAUGUUGACAGGAAGGAGGUGCGAAGACCAAUGAAUGCAUUUCUCAUUUUCUGUAAACGACAUCGUACAAUGGUCCGAGAAAAGAACCCUCACCUUGACAACCGGAGUGUGACUCGAAUCCUUGGUGAUCUGUGGGCUAACCUUCAAGAAGAGGAAAAAUCCCAGUAUACAGACUUGGCUAAGCAGUAUAAGGAUGCAUUUAUGAAGGCAAACCCUGACUACAAGUGGCACAACCCAGACAGACUUACUCACUGCCAGGCUGGUAAACCAAUCACCCGUCCUUCAAACAUUCGCCUAGGUAGAGAUGAGAGUGACCUCCCCUUGGAGGGGUCCAUCACACCAGGAAAAUUGGCAGAUCCGAGUAACAUGGGCGGACUGAGUAAUCUGCUGAUAGAGAAACCAACAUUAAGUGACAGUCAAAAACUGGCUUCAGCUAAACCUGCAACAACACCACAGUCCUCUGUCGCAUCUCUCAUGGACUUGGCUAUGAUGUGCAGUUCUGAGCUCAGUGAUGACCAGAUGAUGUCAUAUCACCAUGGAUACGAUGUUGACCCUAGCAAUAGAGUCCUUGACCUGACCACAAAGAGAGAAAUCAGUUCUGACAGUGAGAAAGUGAGAAGUAAUGACAGUGUAUGGGAAUCCAAAGGCCUAGAGAGAGAUUGGAGUAGUGGGGAGAGUGGAUGUAGUGAUAGUAAAGUUUCUGUAAAGUGUGGAGAGGUUAGAUCUUCAGGACAGGUCGUUAUGGACAGUGUCAUGGAUAAACUGUACAGGUCAGGAUCAGAUAUGCAGCCUAAUGACAGUGCAAGAUCAGAAACAAACAGAACUGUGGUGUCGAGGCUUACUUCAUCCAAACCUUCUGAUGCAAAAGGCUUUUCAGGGACAAGUCUGGAGGGAUCAGCUAAUGCCACCAGACCCAUGUCUGGUUUCGAUUCUUUCCUGAUGAAAAAAUCCCCCAAUUACGAGUUGUUGAGAGGGGAUAGCAAUUUCGGUGGACGGAAGCGAUGCUACUCGGAAACAAGUGUUGAUAUCUUUGCCGAUAAAAGGAAGCUACAGGGGAUGCUUAGGGACAACGGUAACGAAGAAAACACCGAACAGGCUUCAACAGUAGAUCAGGAGUUUGGGGAGAGUGACAACACAGAGGAUGGAAUACAUCCAGUCAGAAAGUCUAAAAGACGGAAUCGGGGGCAGAGAUAUCAGGAACUCAUCAAUGAAGGCAUCAUCCAGCCGUCCAAGGAAAGAAUGGCAGUGAUAAAAGUGGAGACAGAAAACAGCCGCAAUGAGCAGGACAGCAGUGAAGAAGAAUCUGUGCCCAGACCUAUGGGUGACCUUGGUUUUGACGUGUUAUCUGUGUACCCGAGACAGAUUCGCAAACGAACGUGUUCAGAAUCAGAGAAAACACGAACUCUUCAUGAGGACAUGCGGCGGUACAAAACUGGGGAUUUCGACCUGGAGGCACAUAUUGCCACAUUGCCAGCAUGUUCUUUAGAGAAGAUGUCACGGAAUUCCAAACGUCCAGCUGGGAAAGUCCGCUCUAUGAGUGAGAGUUGUGGAAGGUCAAACAGCAUGACUGACACCACCCUUACCCCAGCUGUGGCCUCGACUCCUACUCCAACCCAAGGUGUUACUUCUGUACCAGAGGUAGUGUUGAUCGUUCCACCCCAUCUGAAACCUAACAAACAAGCUGAACCAGUGACCGGCAGUCAGCGACGCAAGGCUCGUAAACACUCGGUCACUCACCUGCAAAUAGUCCGACCCCAAACAAGUAUACAGGGUAAAACAGAAGGAAACAACACAGUUCAGAAAACUGAGGCAUGUCAAGGGGACCUUGAAAACAGAUCUACUCCAAACAUUAAUGCAAAUGCUGAUGUGAUAAAAGCAGAAAAGAAAAAUGAGGGUCAGAGUUCAGAGGGCAAUCAGAAGAUACGGAGGUCUGAGGUCAGCCAAAAGAUGGAGAAGUCAAUGGUCGCUGAAAGGAUAGAGAGGUCAGAGGUUAAAGAGGGGAAAGAGACAUUACAUGGUAGCAAUGGAAAUUCUAGGAGUGUGUGCAAUAUGAUUGACAAUAUUCUCGUGUCGCAGGCCGACAGGAAGGAAAAUACGCCAGACAUUGUGAUAAAUAAUAACUUGGAGGCUGGUCAAGAUAAUUACGUCAAGCAUUUAUUACUCAAUUCAUCAGAAGCAUCCAACACAGCAACAAAUAUUGUCGCAGAAACAGUAGGUACCUCCCUUCCAUCAGAAAUGAUUGUAAGAGAAAGUACAUCUGCUACUUCUCAGCAGAUUAAUAGCAUAGAUGUGUUAUCAUCAUCAUCGACCAAAACUGGUUAUUUGGGACCAAACUAUAGUUGUGAAGGUUUCACUAAUUUAAAAACACCUACUGCUGGAAAAGAAGAGCAAAAAUCUCUAUGCAUUUUAUCCACAGAAGCCAAUAAUUCUCUCACAUCAGUAGGGAAUAUGCUGAAUUCAUCUGCAACUAUCUCCCAAGCCAGGGGAAACAACUCCCCACAAUUUAACAAUGAUGAGAGGUCACUUGAUGUGAAAAUAGACAGUGGUGAUGUUCACCUCUCUGUGGUAGCCACCAGUUCUGCAAGUAGUCCGUUUAUUUCCGAUGUGCCAUGUGUUGCUGGACAGGAGUAUAAAGUGAAUCCUCCUCAGCAGGUCGCAGUUGUCAACUCAUAGCACUGGUUGUAUCCGUUGCCUAAUUAUUAAUAUAUAAAUUUUACAAGGAAUUCAAUUCUUAGCACUACUAUACAGGGAUCAGUUUCUGAUAAACCAGAGUUACUUCCCUUUGUUCAUACAGUUUUAAGCUUGACAGUUGACAGAGACCGAGAAAGGUCAACAGCUACUGUACAUUCAAUCAUUGGUUCAUCUGGUAGUUUAGGUUAAUCAUAGGAAGUGGGUCUGAAAAUUCUGUAAAUAUGAGAUUGCCUUAAUAAUACUUAAUUCAUAUAUAAAAAGUAUGUAAGAAAAUACUGAAUGGUUAGCACCAUUGUGAAUAUAUUGAGAAUGAGUUGUAAGCUACAGCUGAUCUAAAACAAAUAAAUGUAGGCUCCUUUACCAGUAAUAUUUGGUUGUGCAUUGUACAAAAAUAUGUAACGACUAUCUUGUCUAGGCCAUGGGUGUUUUUGAAUGGCAAAAAUACAAUUUCACUAACAUCAUUUUUCUAAACAGUAGUAGAAGUUAUGUGCUACAUGUUUUUAUUGACCUCUCGAAAGUAAUAUUUGGAAAUAAUUACAGUGUUUGGUGGAUAUUAUCAUUUAAUUAGUUAUCAUUGUUCUUAAAUUGUCAUCGAUAGUUUAUUUAGUGACUUGCAAAUUCAAAAUGAUUUCCAGAACUGUAAAAUAAAUCAUAUGUACUAAUUGUUCAAGGCAGUGCGAUUCAUUACAUUCAUAUUUGUACUAUAUAUGAAAAAACUUCACCAAAAUUUGAAACAAGAAAAUUCCUCCACUAUAGAAAACUUCCUCAUAUCUUAAUGUAUGAUGCCAAAAUCUCUUUUCUGAUCUGAUGUCGUUAUCACUAGAAUCUGGAAUAAUUGUGUAACUCAGAAACAGAACUAAGUGAAAUAUUACAAUAACCUCCAUCUUCUUUUCGUUUUCUUGUCUGUUUAAUAUGUUGUUAAUUGCCUGUGUUAUGAUAAUGACUGUAAUUGAACAGGUGCCCUAACUUUUCACACUUCAGACUUUCCUGGUAACGUCAGCAUUAUCUAAGACUUUUACAAUGUCAUGCUAAUUAGUUUGUUAAUGAGGUGCAUAUUUUUGGAUGUCAUAUGAUGACAUCUGUUCAACAUUAACAGGCUUGUGUUUUAUAAAUGGCAAGUAGGAGAGUGAAGACUCCCUACAGAACUGAAACUUAGUUUUUCCUCUCAUUUUACAUAUUCUGUUUGUUAUCAUUAUUUCGAAGAAUUUAUGUGAAGAAUCUUAUUCGUAUUUCUUCUAUGUACAAAUGGUUAGAUCACUUUCCCUUUGUUCUUAUUUGUACAGAUUUACUCCUGUUGUUUUUGAGACUAAAUAGAAAUAUCAAAAUUGCUGAGAGAUGACAAUCUUGAAUUUUGACAAUACAAGAUGGAUAUUGAUAAAAGUACUGUAAGCGUAUUAGUAUUCAUUUUCUGUGUUUAGGCCUUUGUAGAAAACAAUUAUCCAAAAUAUUAAUGAAAUCAUAUGGCCACAUCUGUGAUAUAUUUAUUCAGCUCUAUAUCACGAUCUGUUGUAUCUCUGUUUUUGUUUGACUUGACUAGGGUUAACAGUUAUCAGCAUUCAAUGAAGGACAUAGAUAUAAUGAUCUACAGAUAUAUCAAAUUUUCACUGAUUAAAUGAAAAUAGUCUUCAACAACUUUAUGAGGAACCAACCUUGUACAAGUUAGUUUAAAAAAUCCUGUUCUAUCAGAAAUGACAACAAAAUUUUAUUAAGUAAUUUAAAAAAAAAUUAGAUUUCCAGAAGAAUUCACUGUACAGAGCUUCUCAUUAUAUGAAUAAAAUUGUGUUUUGUAUACUGUCAGAAACAAGUCUUAAGUUGUCUCAACAAAAUAAUUGAAAACAAAAACUAUGUCAAGGUCAUUAAAAUAAUCAACUCUAAUUUUUACGUUACUGUCUUAACAGGCUAUGGGUUAGAUUAUUAUUAUUGCAGUCUUGACAGCCCGUCAGCAUAUUUGGGGGCAUUAACCAGUUAAACACACAGCGCUCAAAAAAGGAAAUAACAUGAAGCAAACUAAAGGUAAAAGACAAAUGCUUCAAAUCUUAAAUGGUUAUGUUAUCACAAAAUAUUGAAAUGGUAAGUCAUAGUUUAUUAUAAUGACCAACAUCUUUCAGAUAACAUAGAAUAGGUGAAUUGAAGUUUGUGUUAUUUAAGAAUCAAUUGGAAUUUGAUAACCAGCCUGUUUUAUACUGGAUAUGGUGGCUGAAGGGGUAUAGUUAAUUCCUUGUACAUGUUUUUUUUAAGAGCUAAAAUUCACAAAUUAGCUUUAGUUUCUAUGACAGAGAGGGAUAUUAAGGCUGUGAUGUAUAUGCAUGGUCUUAUUAGUGCAAAUGUUUUUUUUUUGAUAAUAUUUUGUACUAUGUCAUCCAUUUUGAGUUUGAAUUCAGAUUCAGAUGUAUUGGUAUAAUCUAGCUUUUCGUAAAGCCUGACAUUCUGGCACUUUCUAAUAACCAUUAUACUGAACUGUAGACAUCUAAAUUAAUACAACAUCAGUUGUAGCCAGUCGUACCUGUCCAACUGACCAACAAGUAAUUGGUUGUGCUGCAAAGUGACUGCCAAAAAAAAAAAUGACAAAAAAUUAGAUCCCAACAGUGUUGCUUUGCCUGUUUUUAUUUAUGAAAUAUUUACCUUAUCCAUUACCUGUUAUUUGUUACGGAGAUCCCAUUAUGUUUGUGUUUGUGAUUUAAAAGAAAGUUUUCAUGACGAUAUGGUUGUGAUUAAAACUAUGCAUCUUUUCUUACAUACCACAACACAUGGUACUUGAUGUAAAAGUAGGGAGGCUUGUUGGAAACUUAUCUUUAUUAACAUAUGCACAAAUGUUUUAAUGAUAUUAAAAAUUUGUGGGGAAAAGAAUCAACUAUAUAUAUAUAAAUGUCUGAAUUGUAUAUUAAAUAUACCUGCUGUAUGUAUAUUUCAUCAUUAACAGAAGUGUUUUGUUAUUAAAAUUUGGUUAUUUAAGCCAAGUAAGUCUCAAUGCAAUAAAAGUCUGUAUAGAAGGAAGGGGAGAUAAUCAGAUAAAGGGGAGAUAAUUCUUCUCAAAGUAAAAGCUUACUGUACAGUAUCAACAAAGGAUCACGGUAGUGUAACAAUUUUACGAUCAAGUGUUUCAUGACUUUAUUUGUGAUUGAUUUUUCAAUUUGAUUUAAUUUUCCUUUUAGUUGUCACCAAUAUUAUUGUUUUAAGUGUGUCAUCACAAUGUAUAGUUAAAAAAAACAUGCAAGAUUUUAUUUCAUGUCUUCAGAUAUUGAUUAAUUAUGGGGAUAAAGAAUUGGUUAUACAGAAUGUUUCAGCACUUUAUGUUCAGAGAUCACUUACAACUUGAUAUAUUUCUACAAAGGAAGGAGCAAACUUGAAAUAUUUUUUAAUGAAAUUAACACAAGGUAAUAAUUGAUGUUACUGGUGAAAUUCACACUUGGAAAAUAUGGAUGUUUUUUCUGGAUAUUACUAACAACAUUAAUACUGAAAUAAUUAUGGAUGUUUGCAGGAAAGUGGAUGUUACUUGUGAAAUUAACACAUAAAAUAUAAAUAUUUUCAUGAAAACAUGUUUCUUAUGAAAUAGAAUACAAAAGAAAGGGAAAUGUUUGUGAAAAAACGAUAAUGUUGAUGAAAAAGAGCUCUCUCCUUUGUAAGAUAAGAAUAUAUAGGUGAUUAUUGAUAUACUUUGUCAUUUUUACAGGCAAUACCUGCUUGACUUAUGAAAAGUAAUAUUUCGGCAGUCAGUUUGUUUUAGAUUUGUUAUAUUAUGAUGAUGACUUCUUUUAUUGACGAAAAUGCAUGCAUUUAUGUGAUAUAUUCAUGAUGAAGAUCUACUUGUAAUUUGCUUAUGUUUUAGUGCUUUUGUUGCUAAUGAAGAUUGGAAGUGAUUUGUAAAAUAGAAUCAACAAAUAAAACAUAUCUAGUAAUACUAAA
Molecule: messenger RNA, 6698 nt
Organism: Ylistrum balloti
Lineage: Eukaryota; Metazoa; Mollusca; Bivalvia; Pectinida; Pectinidae
Exons: 9
Coding region: 93-2777 (894 amino acids)
Biological process (GO): regulation of transcription by RNA polymerase II
Cellular component (GO): nucleus
Molecular function (GO): RNA polymerase II transcription regulatory region sequence-specific DNA binding; DNA-binding transcription factor activity, RNA polymerase II-specific
Source: RefSeq, a predicted model, not a curated record